This is a messenger RNA of Hylaeus anthracinus, 3534 nucleotides long. Its product is annotated as exportin-4-like. The transcript is spliced from 12 exons. Gene Ontology annotation, molecular function: nuclear export signal receptor activity. Bases 132 to 3512 code for a protein of 1126 amino acids. Gene Ontology annotation, cellular component: cytoplasm; nuclear pore. NCBI's taxonomy places the organism in Eukaryota, Metazoa, Arthropoda, Insecta, Hymenoptera, Colletidae. Gene Ontology annotation, biological process: protein export from nucleus. The record is from RefSeq and is a predicted model, not a curated record.
GAGCAUGCGCGAAAAACCCGGUUCGUCUGGCAACACAGGUGCCAGAAGUAGAAUAUGUAACAAACAUUAUUAACGACAAAUUUGUUUACAGACAAUUAUUUUACUUGGAAAACGUGAAUCUUUUAGAACAAAUGGCAGAACACCUAAUUAACGAAUUAGAAAAAGCUGCACAAAUAAUUUUAGCACCUCCAAAUUUAAUUUCAACAGAGCAACGUCGACCUGCAGAAGAAGUUUUUUUAAAUUUUCGUAAAACUAAAUUCCCUUAUCAACUCUGUCGACAAAUUUUGGAAACAAAUACCAGUGAAUACAUUCUUUUUGAAGCAGCUGGCUUAAUAAAGAUAGCAUUGAUACGAGAAUGGCCAGUUUUACCAGAAGGAGAUAUCACUUCUUUAAAACAAUACCUUUUUCAUUAUGUGAUAAACAAACCACAUUUAGCUCAGUAUGUCAAGGGGUGCAUAAUACAAACUAUUGCAAUUAUAAUCAAAAAGGGAAGUAUUAAUGAUUCUGGACAAGAACGACAACGCACAUUAGAUGAAGUGGAAAAUUUAAUAAUGACUGGUGACUUGUCAAAAAAAAUUCUGGGAUGCAAUCUCAUAUCUGCUAUAAUGCAAGAAUAUGCAACUGAUGCUAAGUCCUCGAAUAUAGACUUAACAUGGGAAAGUCAUUUUAAUGAAAAGGAUAUAUUCCAAGCUGAUAUUUUGAAAAGAAUUUUCAACUUUGCUAUCAGAAUACUCGACGAAUUAGUUACAGGAGAUAUGCAGGAGGAUACUGUGACUCUUCUGAAAUACUUACUCCCAAUUAUAGAAAAUACGCUUACAUGGAGAUUUCUUUCUGUAAGAAUACCUCUAAUCGAAUUAGAAUUCGAAUCAAAAAGUAGUCCAACAUUGAAGUUAAGCAAAGAUUGGCAAGAUGUAGUGUUAGAUCCAGCUGUCUUAGACCUAUUUUUUACACUGUAUUGGAAAAUACGAGGUAAUUUACAAUUAGCUCAUCAUGCAAGAACUUGUUUAGUACAAAUGGCAAGCUUGAGUGGUACAAUAAUGUCAUCACAACAAGUCGAGUUGCAAUAUCUUUCUAAUUACAUGCUGAGAUUUUUAAAAUUUAUUACAAGUAUUAAUAUUAUCGACCAAGAAGCAAAUGGAAUUGCUAAUAUUAUAAGAAAUCUUUUUAAUUUUUUUCGUAAAAAUUUUAAAUCUUUACCUGAUGAUAUGUUUACAUCAUUUAUGGAACAGUUAUCUCGAAUAACUUGUCUAUUCAUAGAAAAUGCAGCACAAGAAGAAUCGUUAUGUAUUGAUGAUUGCUUGUAUACAGAAGCUUUAGAUACUUUGUUCAAAACAUGGCUAUAUUGGUCAGAGACAAAUCUAUUUCCUGCCGAGUUUUGUAAACAAAGUUCUGUCAAGAUAUUUAAUAUUUAUCUACAGUCUCAUUUGUCUGCACCAGAAGGUAUAAGAAAUAUAGAAGAAAAAGAUCUUGACAAGGAAGAAAUGGAGUUUGAGAUAGAUGAUAAAGUUAGGUUUAAGGAACAAUUGCAAACAAUUGGAAAUUUCGGAAGACAAAUUCCAAAUCAUUCUCUUCCAUUAUUGGCACAUUUAAUAGAAGAUCGUACGCUUAAAUUACGCGAAAUUCUGAAUAAAUUAGUAGGACAACCUGAAUCCUUAAAUGCAGUAAAGGAUAUAUCUAUGAUUAAAUUAUACGAAGACAUACAUUGGCUACUGCUCAUAACAGGUCACGUACUUUGUAUGGAGUCCGAAGGUGAAACUGCCGUAAUACCUUCUGACAUAAUGAUAUAUAGCAUGGAACAGGUACAACAGGGAAAAGUUGACCUAAAUCUCACACUACAAUUUUUAGCAUCAUCGGAGAAUGUCUCGUCGGAUAUUAAUGUUGCUACUGAAUCAGUAGAUCAUGUAAUUCGUUUAGUAGCAAAUGUAUUUCGUUUGUGUGCCAUAGAAAAAACUGCAAUAUCCGUUCGUCUAGAUAGUAUACUAAGCCCAGAAUUAAGUUGUACAGUAAUGUGGUUUUUACACAGAUGGUCCCUUCAUUACCUCUUAUUAGUAGAAGAUCAUUAUUCUGUAAUAAGUAUUGCAUUUAUACAAGCUUUCGGAGAAGAUACGCCCGGUGCAUCAUGGACUAUAAAUUUUCUUAUUGAAAAAAUAGUACAAAAUAUUAACGCUUUUAAAGGUGAACCAGCAUUAAUGAAGGAAACUAUAAAAUUAUUAAUAGCUCUUGUUGAUUUACCAAAGAAAGCCAGAUUCGUGUUGAAGUCUGAACGAUUUGGACAUAUUAUAGAUCUAGCUACAAAAGGACAAUACGACUUCCAGCAAGUGGUUAAAAGAGGAUUAAUGCGCGCCGUGGUUCAAGCUGGAAUUGUUAAAGAUGGAAUUAUUCACGACAAAUCUUAUUGGUCUCAGACUAUACAAGUAUUACAGGACAGAUGCAAACAGCUUACUUCGGAUGGGAAGUUUUUACAAUGUUAUCACCAAGAAGAAAUUAAAGUUCAAAUUAUAGAUAUUUUAGAAUGUUUCAUUGGAGUUGCACAAGGCGUACAAUGUGUGCAAAUUAUACAAUCCGGCAUAAUAUCAUUGUUCCAAUACAUUCGACCAGUAUUACGGGAACUUCCGAGUUUACUGUCUUUAUACCACAAUUAUCAGCAAAUAGUACAAUUAAUUUUGGAGCUCCUCGUCGAGUGUACAAACAAAGAGAUUCUUCGGCUUUUAGAAGAGACUGAAACCGAACGACAAAUGCGUGAAAUUUGUUUAAGUACAAUACAAAUUUAUGCGCGUUGCAAUGCUAAUCGGGUAACUGUAGAUUCAACUACAGAAGAAAGCAAUUGCCAAGACAUUUUGCUGCUAAUGAAGCUUCUAACUAAUAUUUUAAACAAAGAUACUACGUUCGGACCUUAUGUCAGUAGUAAGGAAUUACCGGAUAUAUUUUUAUGCGGUUUAAAUAUAAUUAUGCCUAUGGUGACUAUAGAUUUACUAAAAAUCCCAUCACUGUGUUCGCAAUAUUUUAAGAUGAUAAAAUCGCGUUGUAAAAGUUUUCCUGAUGACGUGUGCAAUUUACCUCCUGAAUUGUUACGAUCGCUUUUAGCAUCGGUAGAAUUAGGUUUAUUCUCGUUUGGUUCCGAAAUAUUCUCAAUGUGUUGUCAAAUAAUUCAAAAUUUGGCACAACAUAUUUACAAUAGUUCAAACGAACAUCCACGAAAUAAAUUAAUGGCACCAUUCUUAAAUUUACUGAUGACUGUAAGUUUAUCGCAUCAAAUCGAACCAGAUUUCAUAUUUAUCGCGGGCAUGGCUUUUUAUAAUUUGCUGUGUUGCUAUCAAGAGGAAUAUCAGCAACUUGUACAGAACAUUUUAUCUGCCCAAAGUGAUCAAAAAAUUGUACAAACACUAGCGGAUACCUGUACGAAGUUGACCGAGAAUAUAAGAUUAGAUACCAACGCCAUGAGUAGGAACGAAUUUGUAAAUCGUUAUUAUCAAUUCAUCACCAUUGUACAGGGAUUGGUAAUGAUUAAAUAAAUGUUUAAUUUGUGUCCUUUUA